Neurospora tetrasperma FGSC 2508 is the source of this 1115-nucleotide messenger RNA. RefSeq lists its product as uncharacterized. The transcript has 3 exons. The coding region runs from base 180 to 1001 and encodes 273 amino acids. Lineage: Eukaryota; Fungi; Ascomycota; Sordariomycetes; Sordariales; Sordariaceae. Gene Ontology annotation, cellular component: EMC complex. The record is from RefSeq and is a predicted model, not a curated record.
CGCUUUUGUGCAUCCCCGACCGCGACCUCUACCAUACAACCUACGUCAAGCAUCCGGCGCGCAUCACCACUUUUCCUCCAUCUUGUCGUGAUCGCACUCAUUGUCGUCUUGAUUCUCUCGAGUAUGCAGAGCGGGUAAACAACCAAAUUCGACAACUCGAUAAUCGGCCCAACUCCAACAUGCAACUCGUCACCAUCACCCUCGCCUUCCUGGGCUCGGCCUCGACCGCCCUAGCAGCGCUCGCUCAACACCUCCCGCAGACCUCAAUAACCAUUUCCCUCCCAUCCGCCCCUCCUGGUGAUGUCAGUGGCAAGCUUUUCGUCUUCCCUCCCUCAACGCAUGGCACGCUCUCGACCUUUGGACAGACCAAGUCAGCCCCCCUCAGCGUUGCCAACACGCUUGUUUUCAGGAACGUCACGCAGGGCUCGUACUUGCUGGACAUCCACUGCGCGACGCACGCGUUUGCUCCGCUGCGGGUGGACGUGGCGCCCACCCUGGACGGCGUGCUCGAGGAAGGGGACGGACACGGCAACGUCAAGCUGGAGGUGAAGGCGUGGCAGACGUAUCGGGGUAACGAUUGGGAUAACAAGGGAGAGGAGGCGCCGAGGCAGACGCUGAAAAACGGGAGGGAUGGAGGUGUGGUGUUUGGGGCGAAGGUGUUGGGAGAAAAGGGGUAUUUCAUGGAGAGGAGUAAAUUCUCCAUUCUUUCGAUCCUCCGCAACCCCAUGAUUCUUCUCGGUUUGGUCAGCAUGGUCAUCUUCCUUGGCAUGCCGAAGCUGGUUGAGAACAUGGACCCCGAAAUGCGCGCUGAAUGGGAGGAGAAUCAGAAGAAGAACCCCAUGAACGCUCUCAUGGGCGGCGGUGGCGCUCCGGCGGCGCCGAACUUUGAUAUGGCUGCUUUCCUUGCCGGUACCAGCGCCAAGAAGGAGGAGUCGUCUGGUGAUGCAGCGGCGAGCACUGGCGGCGGCGCCCAGCAAGGGGGCAAGAAGAGGAGGGGUUGAAACUACAAUACUCGCGGGAAUCAAAUUUGCAUUGUUUGUAUACCAAACUACCAUUAUGGCUUGAAAAUGCUAUAUAAAUUUUAGAUGUCAAAAUACAUACAGAUUCUAUCUAUU